CUCGUCGGGAGAGAUAAAUGCUCACUCUGAUCCGAAAGUUCCCGACUGCAAAGUUUGCUCCUCCGGCUGCCGCUGCGGGCGAAGGAACUUGGGGACCCCUCCCGCGCUGGGACUCCUGCUCCCCGCAUUUUCCAGCCCCCAGUCUCGCGCUCCAUCAAGCGAGGGCCUCUGGCUGAGGAGCUUUUUCAUAAUCUCCCCCCAGCACAGAAACGAGCUGCUCGCCCCGCCGAAGAACAAGUCAACUAAGAAAAUGUGGAAGGGGCCAGUUCUGUUCUUCGUUUUGGGAAGCGCAUCGCUCUGGGUCCUGGCAGAAGCCAGCACGGUCAGGCCAGAAGAUGGCAUGACUACAGGUGUGGAAAAUGGCAAGGCGACCCCGGGUGUGGAAGAUCACGUGGAGACCCCAGGUGCCAGUGGAGAGCCCCAUGAGUCUGCUGGCUUGACAGCUCCGAUGCCGACAAGAACAAAGAGCAUGACAGAGGUUCACAAAGAGGACCUGCCCACUGCAGAAAGCACAAUCCACUCCCAAGGACAAAGCCAGAGCACGACAACCCUGAAUGUGGCAACUAGUCAGUCCCCGGGGAAAACAGAUGGAGAAAAACCAACAACAGUUGAGAAAGGUGGCUCGUCAACAGUGACCCUGGUUGGAAUCAUAGUUGGGGUCUUACUAGCCAUUGGAUUCAUUGGUGGAAUCAUCAUUGUGUUUGUUCGAAAAAUGUCAGGAAGGUACUCGCCCUAAAGAGCUGAAGAAUUGUGCCCUCCUGCCAAUAUGUUUUAAAAAAGAGAGUUUCCAACUCCCCCCACCCAUGCCUGAGCGUGUGGAGAAGAUGACCCGUGGAAAUGCUUCGCCACUGCCCUCAAAAUCCACGGUGAUUCCUCCACUUGCCAAAAGUAAUGGAAGGAAAGAGUAUUCAUAAGACUUGCUUCUCUAAGCAUUUGUCUUUUGAAAAAAAAAUGGUUUUAAUAUAAAUUUUGUAUAAGAUGAUUUAAAAGACAAAACGCAUAGAAAAUGGAGCAAAACUAUGUCAUCUGAUGUGUAACUAAGGUAGACAAUAUAAUUCAAUCGAUGUUAGAAACUGAAAUCAUGUCUUUGUUCUGAUUGUUCUCUCUUGUUGUUAAAAUGCAAAGGAAUUUGCAAAUAUUUACACCAAUGGUGUCCUUGGGUGUAAAGCUAUGUCAGUAAGUGGCAUAAGCAUUUUGCAGUUUCUGAUCUGUUGAAAUGUAUGCAUUCCAGUCUAACUGGGUCUGUUUUUAAAGCCUGAUUUGGUGUGAAUAAUCAAGUAGAAAAUCUAAACUUGCGUAAUAUGUAAUGAGCAACUGCCUUUCACUGGUCUGGGUAAAUCAUUUCAAAGGUAUCUAUUUUAGAUCAUAAACAGAAGUCUGUACUUUGGGGAAGGCAUUUUGUGUCUCACAACAAGGGCACUGGCGGGGUCUCUGUGCUCGGCUGCCUGCUCCAGUGACGACUUUAUGAAACAAAGGUUUGCUUCUACCUGCCCCCUUCCACUUCCCUCAGAUGAUGGGGCUCCAGAGCUAAAGGGGUGACCUUCUCUCUUCCCCAUGACACAAGUCCUCCAGAUUGGCUCCUUUGCUCUGGAAUAUGAGGAUCUCAGCCCUGGAUGCUGAGGAGGCUGUUGAAGGCCCAACGGUGCCAGAGGCUCAGGUGUUCCAGAAACCAAGAACCACAGUGAUCCCCAAACCCUGUGUGUGCCUCUGAGAAAGAGAACCUGCCAGUUUCCUAACAUUUACUUUCUGCCUCGGAAGAAAGAUAUGGGAAUACUGAUUUUUAAAACACAGCUGGAUUUAGAGACUUUAUUUUAAAAUGAAAGAUAUUUCUGGUCUUCAUGAGAUCCCACAUAUUUCUGUGGGGUCACCAUUGACGGUUCUGUAUUGGCACCAUCCAACUCAGGACAUUUCUCCCUGUAAGUCAACUGAGUUCUUUCUCCUACACAAAAAAUUUUUGUACCGAGCAGAUGCUAUAUCACAGUUGUGGUCGUACAGUUCUGAUAGCCUCUAAACUUGUACGGGUUCAUAAAACAGGAACAAGUAAACUAUCAGUCUACUUUGGCAUGGCCUGUUCCUCUGUCUUUCGCAGUAAUGUGUGGAUGUAAUUUUAAACAGUGUGCUCUAGUGUCGCUCAAGUCCAGCUGGUCCACCAGCCCAGGUUCCACGUUUGAACAUCAACUGAUGGGGAGAAGGGUCUUUGGAAGAACUUUAUGAAUCUCUUAAAUAUCCUCUGUAUCAUCACUCAGAUUCCUGAACAGGAGUUGGGAAUAAUGUUCGUUUCAUCUUUCCUAUCCUCUCUUUUUUUUCUCUCACUGUGAAAAAUAAUAGUCAACCCCAAGUCACACACUGGACCCAUCACCUGCUGGGACAGGACUGUGGGUUUCUUGGUCACAUCUGUGUUGAUGUUCGAUGCGGUGUAGACAUGUUUUGAAAUAAAACAGAUGAUUGCGUAUAACAAUGAGUCAGACUUUGACUGGCAAUCUUGAUCAAGUCUGGAUCACCCCUGAGAACAUCUCCGUAUAAAAUUACACGUUAUAUAAACAUUCGCCUCUUGACUUGAUUGGGAGUGAAGUAUAAAUGGUUAUAGGAAGUACAUCCAUGGGAAAGAAAUGUGACUCUACAUUUCACCCAGAGGUCUGCCAAAGUGGGGAGGUUAAGGUCAAGUGGAGGAAUCGGAGGAGAAGUGGUACCUUGGCACUACUUGCGCUCUCUCUGGUCACAAAGGGUUAACGAGGUUUUGCCUGGCUUCUGAUUUCUCUGCCCUGGGGACAGGAGCCACGUAAGGGAGCAGGUAUACCUUGCCCCUGCCAGUCCUACCUGGGAACCUGACCUCAUGUGGUUAGGGCUCGACCACACAAGGAAGAGAAUAACCCCUGUGAGGGUUUUCCAACUACCUAUGGCCUGGGAUGCAUGUUGCUCCAGAAUUCCUGUUCCUGGGACAUCUCACUGCUCCUUGGCCCUCAGCUGCGAAUACUGCACGGGAUCUGGAGACUGCCGUGGCCAGGCCCUCUGCCUCUGCCCCUCUGUCAGUGCAUCUACUCCCACCACCUACUCUGCCCUGUAUGGAUUCCAGUGCCAUACCCUGUGUCUCUCCCUGCCAACCCCACCCCCACUCGUAAAGGUUGGAUGCUAAAAGCAAGAGAGCCACUCACAUCAUGCCUUCCUCAUAAUAAAUACUCAGUUUCUGUUAAGUCAGGGUUGUUGAAUUUGCCAGAUGUCAGGAAUCCUGGUGCCUGUUUCUAAGUGGUGACACAAUGGAAAAGAGCAGAAUUCGGAUGCUUUACAGCUGUAGUACCUCAGAGGAGUCGAAUGAUUUGGACUACGGGUUCUUCAUGGAAAUUUCCAUGAGAGGACUUGAAAGCAUCCCUUUUCCAGCAGAAAACUAACCAUAUCCACCUAGUCCCCCAGACCCUCAAGGGAACUGGGCCCUCGGCUACAUCAAGUGUAAAUUUAUAUUCCCUUACACACUGCGCGCGGGAGAUGACUAGGAACUAAUGGAGCUGCCAAGGGCACUGGAACUUGAAGGAAAAAACUCCAUCCUCCCUUCCAUCAGAAAUGCCUGGGGACCAAGCAGUGCCGAAGUUAACUGUUUGUGCCAUGUUAAAGCCUCUUUUUAACGCCUAUUGUUUUUUCUUUCAACCUGGGAGAACUAAUCCAAAACCAGGACUUAGUUCUGCUUCACGUGCUGUCUUUAAUGAACACGGAAAGAACAAGUAACUUAAUCCCUUACUCUCUCCAUCUUUAUUUUGAUUCAUAUUGAUUUAGUAUUCAGGGCUGCUUGUGAUAAAUGCUUUGCUGGGGCCUGAUGCGUAUUCUGACAUUGUCUGCUAAUUUAAACUUUGUUUGCUAAUUUAAAGUCCAGGGGAAGUAGGAGAAGAAUUUCCCUGAGAUACAGCUGGAUAUUAGCACAUACACUUGGAACAACAGUUAUCCACCCGUGAGCAUCAGGGAACUUGGCGUUCCCUGAAAGACUGCAUUUCUCUUUGCUCCUCCUGAAGCUUAAAGCCAAGUUAGCAUGUACAGUAGAUCCUGGGGCUUUUAAUUCGAUAAAUACACAGUA
Physeter macrocephalus (sperm whale) is the source of this 4060-nucleotide messenger RNA. RefSeq names its product podoplanin (gene PDPN). The transcript has 6 exons. Lineage: Eukaryota; Metazoa; Chordata; Mammalia; Artiodactyla; Physeteridae. The record is from RefSeq and is a predicted model, not a curated record. Gene Ontology annotation, molecular function: signaling receptor binding; chemokine binding; protein-folding chaperone binding. Gene Ontology annotation, cellular component: basolateral plasma membrane; apical plasma membrane; lamellipodium. The coding region runs from base 251 to 736 and encodes 161 amino acids. Gene Ontology annotation, biological process: positive regulation of epithelial to mesenchymal transition; regulation of lamellipodium morphogenesis; actin-mediated cell contraction.